This is a messenger RNA of Soboliphyme baturini, 828 nucleotides long. Lineage: Eukaryota; Metazoa; Nematoda; Enoplea; Dioctophymatida; Soboliphymatidae. The record is from the annotation of a GenBank genome assembly.
ACGUGCCCACCAACUCAGAUCAGCGUCAACGUUUACUUCAAGAAUCUGUACCAUGUUGGAGAAGAGGCUAAGACCAUAGGUGCGGAGUUCAUGCUACGGCAAACAUGGCAUGAUGAACGUUUGAAUUAUGAAAAACUUAGCGAAAACAUGAACAUUCACGUGCCGAUUCUUUUGGACGGCUUCGACGAUGCCGAGAUACGACCUUGGCUGCCGGACAUCUACUUUGCCAAUCAGGCAACCAGUGGCAGAUACAGCUACGACAAAGACUACUCGCUAAUCCAGUUGUUUCCAGACGGCACGAUCAAAACGAGCAGUAGCCACGGCGUAGCGUUUCUGUUGGUGAUCAUCUCCUUUCUGUCGUUCUGCCUUCCUGAAUAUCUUACAGGAGGCAAGCUUGCCGUGGCUUUUGCAUGUUUGAUUACCUACGUUCUGACCAUGCAAAACUACUGGUCAAAAAGUGGAAAAGUUGUCAAUUACAGUUAUAUGGAAAUUUGGACGGGUGUGCACCUACUCUUUCUGUUUCUGAACGUGAUUGUGCUGCUGAUCUUUGCUUGGAGAAUGUCUCACGUUCUGUACCAGAAUCAAGGUUAUAUGUUCCUUGAGUCGAAACUGCCAUAUAUCGAUGCAGCUUCCGACGAACUGGAGAAGGAUGACUCAAAAGACUCGUCGGCACUGCAUGAAUUUACCAGACGCCAGUGGAGGAGCACCGGCAAGAAACAAAGCAUCUUCCUGAACGACAGAAUACGGCGCAUGGGCGUCGUAUUGGAAAUCAUAUUACCUAUUUUUUACGUUAUUUUUUUGAUGACGUUUUGGUCGGUUACUUAUUAG